Messenger RNA from Protopolystoma xenopodis, 351 nucleotides. The record is from the annotation of a GenBank genome assembly. NCBI's taxonomy places the organism in Eukaryota, Metazoa, Platyhelminthes, Monogenea, Polystomatidea, Polystomatidae.
AUGUGUCAUUGUCGCCGAAAGUCCAAUGUCGAUCUUUCUAUCGCUUGGAGCGACCAUCUAGUUCUCACUUUGUGCUGCCUUUUUGCAUCUCGCUACUGUCACUUAACCUCCACACGUUCUAUAACCAAGUCUACCCUCCAGCGCCAAUCGGAAGUCGAACUUUUAAUCCCGCAGAUCGUUACGCAGCAGGACGAAUGCGACAUCCUUACCAUCACACAACAGCACCGCGGCUUCACCAUCACCAUGACACCUCAGCUGCAUGGCCACACGUACUCAUCGACCAUAGAUAGGCCAGAUACAUUAUCUUCCAACCAUCAGAUCGGCACGUCUCCUUCAUUGAGUCCAGUUUAA